AUGGUAUGGACCUCAGAAGAAACGCAGAUCGUGGUUGCGGCCGCGAUCUGUACUCUUCAGGUUCUCAUCCGCUCGUUUGUGCGUAUUGGCGGGACGUUGAAAUGGUUCCCUACUAUGCAGCAGCAGAGGUGGCAUGCCGAUGAUAGCUGGAUGGUUGCCUCUCUCUUCCCCUUGCUACUCCGGACCGUCUGCAUGUCCUGGAACUUUUCCCUAGAGAAGCCGCUCUCACAGAAAGAUGAAGAGCUGUUUCAAAAGCUUGUCAUGACGGCUCGUUUAACUUAUGCAAUGUUAGCUAUUCAAAUUCUCCGUGCAUUCAUUUUUUUGACAUUCAUCAUCAUCGUCCUUGCGACCUUACUUGAAUGCCGGCCUAUAUAUGUGUAA
Trichophyton verrucosum HKI 0517 is the source of this 381-nucleotide messenger RNA. RefSeq lists its product as uncharacterized. The record is from RefSeq and is a predicted model, not a curated record. Lineage: Eukaryota; Fungi; Ascomycota; Eurotiomycetes; Onygenales; Arthrodermataceae. The transcript is spliced from 2 exons. The coding region runs from base 1 to 381 and encodes 126 amino acids.